UAGCUUGCACUAUGGUUCUCCUUCACGCUCUCGUGGGCGCGCUCUGGGUUUCCAUUGUUUCAACACAAGACAACUCGAUACCUGGUACAGAAGACAACUCAAUACCUGGGAAUUGCGACGCCGCAGAGAAUGUGGUACUCGAAGACAGGCUCCAAAGGGCCUUGGACCAACUACCUCGAAAUUUCGUGGCUACCAACACCGGCCAAAUCCAGCUGAUACCGAAAAUCUUCUUUCUGGGGAACACCAUAGUCGAGGGCCUCAUGCACUUGAGACCGGACCGGCCGUACAGGACAUUUUGUCGGGGCCAGGACCGAGUGACUCUGUUCAGUAUCCGAUCCACGCGUCCCAUCAGAAUCGCCAUCCCGUGGCGAUUGUGUUCCGGACUCAACGGAACCAUACACGGUCACGCGGUCCACCUGAGAUACAAGGGAGAGAUGAUCACGAGAAAUGCCGGCGGUGGGACGUCCACAUCAAGAAUCGAAGCUCUCACGCCUGUCUUAACAGAGAAUUUUUUUGUCGGAAUGAGCGGCGCUGGAGGCGGCGUUGACCUGCUAGUCAGUGUACUGGCUCAUAUUUUGUACGGACCUGUCAGGCUGUACUGGGUGGAAGUUAUGACGGCUAACGUUCUUGAUGCUUUGGGUGAAGCCUUGGGGAAGUUGGCUUGAAGCCAGAAAUAGCAGAAGACAAACUCAACAAGCGCCGUGACGAUGCACUUUUAUCGCGGCUCCAUCCAUCUUGUCGUAGCCUCAGCUGUGGUCAGACUUGAAAUGGAGUAUGGUGUUAAAUGUGGAGAUCGUCAGGCCAUGUCUACGCCUCUCGUCUAUUGGAACGAUUGAUUAUGAAUAUAUAGGAGUUCAUUAUUUUGUUUUUGUUUCCAAGUCUAUUUAUUUGACCUGAAAUUUUUAAUUUCUAUUACAUGAUAUUUCCAAGAAAUACUUUAUUUUCUACAACCUAAAUCGGGUUCAUGUCUUCGGCGAUCGACUGGCAGUUUUAUGCAAGUAGGCACUGAUUAUUUCACAUGAAAUUAUUAAAGUGGCUUGAUUUGCGAA
Molecule: messenger RNA, 1049 nt
Organism: Ixodes scapularis (black-legged tick)
Lineage: Eukaryota; Metazoa; Arthropoda; Arachnida; Ixodida; Ixodidae
Exons: 2
Coding region: 12-665 (217 amino acids)
Source: RefSeq, a predicted model, not a curated record